This is a messenger RNA of Salvia hispanica, 535 nucleotides long. The record is from RefSeq and is a predicted model, not a curated record. NCBI's taxonomy places the organism in Eukaryota, Viridiplantae, Streptophyta, Magnoliopsida, Lamiales, Lamiaceae.
CACACGAACACGCACUUUAAGGUGAGAGAGAGCUACUGAGAGAGAAGGUGAAAAAGAGAGAGAGGAGAAAUGUCGUCCAGCGCUGCGCAACCGUUUUGGAGAGCUGCCGGAAUGACCUACGUCACCUACUCCAAUCUCUGCGCCAGUCUCGUCAGGCAGUGUUUGAAGGAGCCUUACAGAUCCGAAGCUCUAGCUCGCGAGAAGGUCCAUUUCAGCGUUUCCAAAUGGGUCGACGGCAAGCCUGAGAAGCCAACCAUCCGCACCGACACUCCUGAAUGAGGCUGGAGACCGGCAUAAGAAGUUCCCUCUUAAUCUUCAACGCCCCUUCAAGCUAAAGAUCCCUUUUCGUAUUCGUUUUGUCUUGAUACACAAACUAUUCUGGCAUUGUAAUUCCCUGACAACUUCACCUGUUCUUGUGAUCUGAGUUUGAUCCAAAUGAACUGAUAAUAAUGUGAAUGUUUUGGCUUAAGAUUUUUGCUAUGCUAUUGCCAAUCAUUUGGUAUUUAUUUGAUGAAAUUCACUAAACAUUGGUGCA